AUGUCGGCAAGAUUUUCUAAGGACGCUGUUGCGUCGCAUAACAAGGCAGAUGACCUCUGGAUUGUCGUCGAUGAGGACGUCUAUGACCUGACCAAGUUUCAGGAUGACCAUCCAGGUGGAAAGAAGAUUCUUCAGAGAGUUGCUGGAAAGGAUGCCUCGAAGCAAUUUUGGAAAUACCAUAAUGCUGGUGUUUUGAAGAAAUUUGGAAAGCAGCUGCAUGUUGGGUCGUUAGACUCUAAAAAGGAGGUUGCGCCUCCAACUCCGCCCGCCACUCCUCCCGCGGCGACAAAGAAAGCCCCGGCGGCUACUUCUACAGAAAAGAAGCUCUCCCCCCAACCUGCUCUGGAUCCCUACGGUGACCUUAUUCCAUUCGCCGAUCCAGCCUGGUACCAUGGGUACUUUUCGCCGUAUUAUAACGAUACCCACGCUGCUCUUCGUGAUGAAGUUCGACAGUGGGUUGACUCUGAGAUUGAACCACAUGUUUUUGAGUGGGACGAAGCCAAGCAAGUUCCUGACUACGUAUACAAGCAGAUGGGUGAAAGAGGGUAUCUUGCUGGGCUGCUUGGCGUGGGAUACGAUGCUUCCCUCACUAAGAAUACUGUCAAGAGCGUGCCACCCGAAAAAUGGGAUCUUUUCCAUGAGGUCAUUGUAACAGAUGAGCUCUCACGAUGUGCUAGUGGAGGCGUGGUGUGGAAUCUCAUUGGCGGCUUUGGUAUUGGUUGCCCACCGCUUCUGAAAUUCGGCAGCAAAGAAGUCGUGAAAAGAGUUCUCCCCGGAAUUCUUGCUGGAGACAAGCGUAUUUGCCUUGCCAUCACGGAGCCUGAUGCCGGAAGUGAUGUGUCUAACUUGUCGUGUGAGGCAAAAUUAACGCCCGACGGAAAGCACUAUAUUGUGAAUGGUGAAAAGAAAUGGAUCACAAAUGGUAUGUGGUGCGAUUACUUCACUGUGGCAGUGCGAACCGGCGAAGCUGGAAUGAAUGGUGUAAGUGUUCUUCUUAUUGAGCGAGACUUCGGGGGCGUCAGUACUCGCAGAAUGGACUGCCAGGGUGUAUGGAGCAGCGGUACUACGUACAUAACAUUCGAAGACGUGAAAGUUCCCGUUGAGAACAUAAUUGGCAAAGAAAACAAGGGCUUCAAGGUGAUCAUGACCAAUUUCAAUCAUGAGCGCAUCGGAAUUGUUAUCCAAUGCCUGCGCUUCUCUCGCGUCUGUUAUGAAGAGUCUGUCAAGUACGCCCACAAACGUCGCACCUUCGGCAAACGUCUAAUCGACCAUCCCGUUAUUCGUAUGAAGCUUGCUCACAUGGCUCGCCAAAUUGAGGCUUCGCAUAAUUGGCUGGAAAACGUCAUCUACCAGUGUCAGAACUUCGACGACAUGGAAGCAUCUCUCCGCCUGGGAGGUGCCAUCGCUGGCCUCAAAGCCCAGUCUACCACGACGUUCGAGUUCUGUGCCCGUGAAGCUAGUCAGAUCUUCGGUGGUUUGAGUUAUAGCCGCGGCGGCCAGGGUGGUAAAAUCGAGCGCCUGUAUCGUGAUGUCAGGGCGUAUGCGAUCCCUGGAGGUAGCGAGGAAAUUAUGUUGGAUCUUAGCAUGCGACAGAGCUUGAGAGUCCACAAGGCAUUUGGAAUGAGUUUAUAA
Messenger RNA from Ophidiomyces ophidiicola, 1632 nucleotides. RefSeq lists its product as uncharacterized. The coding region runs from base 1 to 1632 and encodes 543 amino acids. The record is from RefSeq and is a predicted model, not a curated record. NCBI's taxonomy places the organism in Eukaryota, Fungi, Ascomycota, Eurotiomycetes, Onygenales, Onygenaceae. Gene Ontology annotation, molecular function: oxidoreductase activity, acting on the CH-CH group of donors; flavin adenine dinucleotide binding. The transcript has 5 exons.